Messenger RNA from Ramularia collo-cygni, 2883 nucleotides. RefSeq lists its product as uncharacterized. The record is from RefSeq and is a predicted model, not a curated record. The transcript is spliced from 2 exons. NCBI's taxonomy places the organism in Eukaryota, Fungi, Ascomycota, Dothideomycetes, Mycosphaerellales, Mycosphaerellaceae. Bases 1 to 2883 code for a protein of 960 amino acids.
AUGGAGGCGACCAUCAUCGCUGCUGGACCGUCGUCGAGCAGUGAAGUCAUGUCCACUCCCUCAUCGCUUCCACCACACCACCACCACCAUCAACAACAACAACAAUCACAACAACACGACGACUCCGACUCGCGACACGGCUUCGGCGUCAAGCCCAGCAUGAGCGGCCAGGAAAGCGCUGGAUUCAAGGAUGCCACCAAGGCUUUUGUCACGCGCAUCCACGACGACGAUGUCCAACCGGAUGGAGAGCGAGAUGUCACAUUCCAAGGCCCCCGUCUGCGAUCCAGUCGCCAGUCCAAGCCCAUUCAUGCCGCGAUGGUGGUGGAGAAGAAGAAGUUGCUCGACUUACCCGUGGACAUCCUCAAGGACAUCGUCAAGGAGGUCACCCACACCAACGACCUCACUUCCCUCGCCCUGUGUCAUUCCGCCCUCCACCGCCUCACCAUCCCGCACAUCUACUCCCGCUUCGAUAUUGUCUGGCCGGACAGCAGUACGCAUGCCGAGCCGAGGAGUGGUGUCGAUGCCCUGACGUAUGGUCUGGCCACUCUUGUCAUGGCGGAGGAAAUCUUUGGCGAGGCACCCAACCAACGGCAACAUCACAACAAUCGCUUCAAUCAGGGGAACAAAAGUGGAAUUGCGUCGGAAAUGGCCAUCCGGCGGCGACGCGGAAAUCACUAUGCGCAGUUCACAAAGAAGUUCUCGCUGGGAAAUGGUCCCGCGGAUUGGGUGCAGGAAUAUCUCAUCUCCAAGGAAGGUGGGAAGAUGCUGGGAACGCUUGUCGCAUUGGCGGUGGCGCGCAUGCGAUCGCUCGAAACCUUCAUCUGGGACAUGCCCACGGGAAUCUUGAGGGAUGUCUGGUUGGCCUUGUCAUCACUGGGAGAUCGCGACGAUGGACAGCCAUGUCGGUUGGAGAAGUUGUGGGUCAGGUGGCACGACAACUCUUCCAACACCGAUCAUCUGCAUGCUCCUCCACAUGGAACCGCUCAGAUCCCCACCAUCCCUGGACAACCUCGAUUGCUACAAAUAUCCUCCGCGGAUCUGGAUCGUGUUGAACAUCCCUCCUUUUCAGUCCUACCACCCCUCAAGAGCCUCAGUGUAUUGGACAUUGACGAAUUGGCCUACCUGGAUGAAAUGGCCGUGCUCAUUGGAAAGUCUCUCGACAAACUUCGCGAGCUGAGGGUGGGAAUCGCACGACAUGCCAUGACCAAGGACUGGGUGACGGUAUGGGAAGGAGACGUCGUCCAUCAAGUCGACCGUGACUUCCCGACAGCUGGUACCGUGACUAUUGGAGAGAAGAGACUCGGUGGUGUGUUGGGGACUUUGACGGGCUUUGUGUGUGAUAUGCGGAGAUCAAAAGUCGUCUUGCCGGAUCGGACGAAGCUGAGAAGGAGAUCAAGCCCGGUUGCGGCCGCCAGUGCAGGAUCAAGUCUCGCAGCAUCGCCAUCAGAGGCUCCACUUCCCACAAACAUCACGCAAGCYCCGUCUACAUCGACAGCGUCUGCCUUGCCUUUUACCGAGGCACCUUCGCUGUUCGGAUUUGCGCUACCGGCGAACCCAAUCCCGCAAGCAGAGAUCUCACCGACGAUUGGCUCGAAUAACACACCAGAACAAACCGCGCAGCCUCAAGAAUCACCAGACACAUCAGAACCGGUUCCAUUCUCGCCCACCGACGAACCACUCCCUCUCGCAACACCAAACGAUGAAGACACUUCCUCUCGACUCGCCAACAAACUCAAAUUGGAAUCCCUGGAACUCGAACGCGUUCCUCUUUCCAUUCCCGUACUCCAAAAAGGCAUCGACUGGACUUGCCUCACAUCACUUACCCUCCUCCACUGCCCCAACCACGAACAACUAUGGAAGACUCUUCGAAGGACAUUCCAACCGAGACCGAAGUCUCCUGUCUAUCCUCACGCUCGACUGCGAUCAGCCAAUCACACUCCGCGGAAAGGUGGCAGCAAAUCCGCGACAGCUGCCUUUAACCCCGCCGAUAUGGAAUACGGCCUCAACCUGAAGAGGAUCCACACCAACACCGUCUCCCCGUCUCUCAUUUCAUUCUUGAAGGAGACGCUGGCGCCCAACACCUUGGAGGUCCUCUUCCUCCAAGAUUCCCGCGCCUUCCCCACCAGUGUAACAAUCGAAAGCAUCUACCGCGGUCCCCUUCGACGGCAUCGAGGCAGUCUUCAAAAGCUGUUAAUUGAUUCGUCGGAGAAGACACCCGAAGGCAUACCAGUGUGUUCCUCGACUCGCUGGAGACGAUGGAUUACGCCGCGAGAGAUUCUCUCCUUCAUCCUCAGCGGCAAGAUGUCUGCACUCCGCGAACUGGGACUAGCGAUGGAAUACAGGGACUGGCAUUUCUUUCUUCAGGGCCUGCCAGUCUUGAAAGGAUUGCGGAGUUUGUUCCUGACGGGAUUGGCGGACUACCCUGGCCAAGGGGUAAGUGCAGGGCAUGGAGGAGGAGUGUGGGAUGCGAGAGAACUGGCAUUGCAAGUGGUCGACAUUGUAGCGCUGCGAGGGGAAGUGGAAGUCUGUUAUCUGGGAGUUGGGGGAAAGUGCUUCGAAAUCCUGGAGAGAAAGGAGGGACACAAAGGGGAUGGGGAGGUUGUUGUGGGAGGCGCGUCUGGGGUGCAUCAUAUGGAAGACGAGGAGGAGGAGGAGGAGGAAGAGGAAGAGGAUGAUGAUGAUGGGGAGAUUGGGGAGGAGGACGAGGAUGAAGGCACGGAAUCCGAGGACGAUGAUGACGAUGACGACGACGACGAUGAUGAUAUUUCUGUUUUGAGCGAGGAUGGGGAGGUGCGAAGACAAGGGGGACGGUUGAGGUUGAGGGAGAUUUUGUUUUACGACGACAAGGUUGCGAUUUUCAAGGCCAGGCAUGGGAGGUUGUAA